Messenger RNA from Knipowitschia caucasica, 654 nucleotides. The record is from the annotation of a GenBank genome assembly. NCBI's taxonomy places the organism in Eukaryota, Metazoa, Chordata, Actinopteri, Gobiiformes, Gobiidae.
AUGUACUGCCCUCUAGUGGUGUCUGUCCGUAACUGCAGCAGUGUUGGUCCCACAGACUGCUGCUGUUGUCAGUGUGUGACCAUCAUAGCAGUCAUGUUGGACCUGCACCUCCUGCUGAGCCUCCUGCUGAGCCUGCUGCCCCUGCUGUCGGCCCAGACCUACCACUGGGGUCCUUGUCCCUCCCCCAAAGUCCAGCCCGGCUUCAGUCUGCAGAAGUACCUUGGUCGCUGGUAUGAGAUCGAGAAGCUCCCAGCAUCCUUUGCAAAAGGAAAGUGCAUCGAGGCAAACUUUGACGUUCGCAAAGACGGCAGCAUCCAAGUCAUCAACCAACAAUAUUACAAAGAUAAAGUCCGUAAAGUGGAGGGGACCAUGAUCAUGCCGGAUCCCAGAGAGGCGUCCAAACUGGGGGUCAGCUUCUCCUACUUCACCCCGUACAGUCCGUACUGGGUCCUGUCCACGGACUACGUGACGGUCUCCGUGGUCUACUCGUGCACGGACGUCCUGCGCCUAUUCCAUGUGGAGUACGCCUGGGUCCUGGGACGGUCCCGCUUCCUCCCGGCGGAGGCUGUUCGCUACGCCCAGGGCCUGCUGCUGGAGGAGGGGGUCGACCUCUACAAGAUGAGGGCCACGGACCAGGAGGGCUGCCAGGACUGA